CCCUACCGUUCCCGAUCUGUGACUACCCCCUGCCCUGCCCAGCCCACUGUCGGCAGUAUAUAUUUCAGUUUAGGUUAUGUUUCUCUUUGACGUUGAGGAUGGAUGUAAACGGAGACGUGAUUCCAAAUGGAAUAGAAGAAGACGAUGAACCAGAUGAAUUCUUUUUUGAAUCUGAUCACUUAGCACUGAAAGGGAACAAGGAUUACUUGUCGUUGUUGAAAACAUUAGCAAUUCUUCAAGCGCAACGAUCGCGGGCGCUACAGGACUUGGACACCAUUCAGAGUAUUAAACAAAAAGCACUUGAUAGUCCUGAGGGUUUCAUUGCAAUACUUGAGGAGGGAGGAGAUCUGGGAGUUCCUACUCGACAAAUUUUGGCUGAGGUACCUAACAUUGACUGGACUGAGUAUAAUGCAACGGCACCCAGCACCCUUGUUUUGCGACCAGCAACAAGGAGAAACGUUGUCAACAAUAAUGCUCCAAAUGCCAGUAAAAAGCUAAAGGAAUUUGAGAAAAGUGGAGAAGUUACUGUUCGUGGGCGCACUUUCACUCAAAGUAAACCUGAAACAUUCAACCAGCUUUGGACCGCUGAUGAGCAACGACGAUUAGAGGAACUUCUCAUUGAAUAUCCUCCUGAAGAAAUUGAAUCACGUAGAUUUCAAAAAAUUGCUGAAGCUCUUGGGAAUCGCACACGAAUGCAAGUGUCAAGUAGAGUUCAGAAAUAUUUCCUCAAAUUGAUGAAAGCUGGAUUACCUGUGCCAGGCCGUGCUCCAAGGGCUUCCGCUGAUACUCAGAAGAAAGGUACACACAGUCGACAACGCUCCAAUCAUUUCCUUACACGUCCGUCUACAUUUUUCCCUCAACAUCAAGAUUUACCUGUGUAUAUGCCUGAAUAUGAUGAAGAGGAGCUGCCAGACAUAGUAGAUAAUCAACCUACCAUCAAGACAGAAAUCAUGGAUGCGUCUCUGUGUGAAGAACAAAGAAAGUUGCAGUUGUUACAAAAAGUAAAGAAAGAGAAAGAAAGUGGCAACAUGCACAGUGGGAUUCAUUCUGGAUUCAAGUGUGACAUCUGUGAGGAGGAGCCUAUUACUGGUACACGCUGGCAUUGCUUUGACUGUCCAGCAAGUACGUCUGUAGACUUUUGUUCUGAUUGUGUUGUAAGUCAAUUGGAAUCUGCUACACACCACCCUCUGUCCCACCGAUUGGAGGCCAUCAACGAGGUCACUCCAUCAAGUAGUGAUGUGUCCUAUGAUCCAGAUUACCUACCUCAGUCAUUUUCCCAAAGCUAUAACUAUCUGGAUCCCAAUUUUCUGCCUCACUGAUGUUAUCAUGGCAACCACAAAUGCUGUGAUAUAAUUUUAGUAGUAUUAAGUAUGCUUAUUUAAUUGUCAAAUUUGUCCUGAGUAUUGUUAAUAUUUCUAAAAUCUUAACUUUUUUCUAUUUCUGAUCUGUGAUGACCAAUUUUCUUGCAUUGUGAAAAAAUAUGUUGGUUAUUCAAAAUUAGCAAUUACUCUUUUACUUGAUUAUCUGCAUGAUGCUUUGAGAUGAAAAUAUGAAAUACACCUAGAAAAGAAUUCCAA
This is a messenger RNA of Thrips palmi, 1577 nucleotides long. It is a transcript of the gene Atac1, whose product is annotated as ZZ-type zinc finger-containing protein 3. The record is from RefSeq and is a predicted model, not a curated record. The transcript has 6 exons. Gene Ontology annotation, molecular function: zinc ion binding. Lineage: Eukaryota; Metazoa; Arthropoda; Insecta; Thysanoptera; Thripidae. Bases 99 to 1319 code for a protein of 406 amino acids.